AUGACAAUCAAGAUGAUAUACGUUGCAAGACACGGAUACCGGUCAAACUGGCUGCCCCAUGGGCCCUACCCGGAGCCGCCGACGGGCGUAAACAGCGACGUACCAUUAGCAGAGCACGGGCUUGAACAGGCGCGCGAGCUGGCGCACUACCUGCUGUCGGUGGACAACCAGCCCGAGCUACUUUUCUCGUCGCCGUUUUUCCGCUGUCUGCAGACUACGGAGCCCAUCGCAGAAGUUAUGGAGCUGCCCAUCCACAUAGAGCGCGGGAUCGGCGAAUGGUACAAGCCAGACCGCGACGUAAUCCCGGAACCGGCGCCGUUUGAGGUACUGGAGAACUUCUUUCCGGGCAAACUCAACGGAGAAUGGGGCGCGACGGUGGUGCCGAGCAACAAGGGCGAGACGGAAACGGACAUCUUCGACCGCUGCCGCGAGUUCUGGCCGCGAUUCAUUGCGAGAGUGGAGCAGCAGUAUCCGGAUGUGGAGAAGCUCAUGUUGGUGACGCACGCAGCGACGAAGAUUGCGCUAGGGAUGAGCCUGCUCGGCUUCAGCAGCUGUCGCGAGCCUAUCGACGAGGACGGAACCAUAAUCCGCAGUGGCGCGUGUUCGCUGGACAAGUACGAGCUACUCCAGGAGGAGGAGGAUUUGCCCUUCCCGCAGAGGCACUGGAAGAUGACUAUGAACGGCAACACUGAGUUUCUGAGCCGCGGCGAGGAAAUGCACUGGGACUUCCGCAGUGGCUUCGAAGCCGGAUCGGACGCGGAAGUCAAGGCACGCAGCACCGCCGCAGCCACCGCAACGGACUCGGAUGACGCAGAGGACACGGAGCACGUGUACGUCUGCCUCGAUGUACCCAACCACAACUACCGCGAGCGCCACGAGAUAAGCCAUACUGCUACGCUGCAAUACGCAGGCCUUGAUAGGGAAAGCCCGCUCGUGAAGGUGGGCGAGAACAUCUAUGAGGGCACGUGGAAGAAACUAAUUGGCACGGAGCUGGCCUUUCCUAGUGCAGCGACUACGAAACGGAAAACGGCCGACGGCGCCGCCGAUUCCCUCCACGAUGAGAACGAGAAAUCGAACCAUGAUGGAUCGACAGAACCCCCAGAAAAGGUGCUCUCCGAGCGGAUAUAUAGAAUCGUAGACCACCUCGAGCUAAAUGAAGUAGACCAUCUUUGA
Eremothecium gossypii ATCC 10895 is the source of this 1173-nucleotide messenger RNA. RefSeq lists its product as uncharacterized. NCBI's taxonomy places the organism in Eukaryota, Fungi, Ascomycota, Saccharomycetes, Saccharomycetales, Saccharomycetaceae. The coding region runs from base 1 to 1173 and encodes 390 amino acids. The record is from RefSeq and is marked provisional. The transcript has 2 exons.